This is a messenger RNA of Solenopsis invicta (red fire ant), 920 nucleotides long. RefSeq names its product protein seele (gene sel). NCBI's taxonomy places the organism in Eukaryota, Metazoa, Arthropoda, Insecta, Hymenoptera, Formicidae. The transcript has 5 exons. Gene Ontology annotation, cellular component: endoplasmic reticulum. The record is from RefSeq and is a predicted model, not a curated record. The coding region runs from base 183 to 803 and encodes 206 amino acids.
ACCGGAAUUACACGUUACGAAUUGUCAUUCGUUCGUAUGAAACCACGUUUUACACAAUAUCUUGCGAGAUUAGAAGAUGUACAUCAAUGUGUACGUUACACGCGUCACCUGUGUGUUGUUGAGAGUUUUAAAUAUAUUAUUGUAGAAAAGUAUAACUAAAAGAUUAUUGUAAUUUGAUUAAUAUGAACUUGACGUACAAGAUGAGAACUUUGCUGCUCUUCGCUCUAUUCUCAUUAGCGGAAUAUACAUCUGUUGAUGCGGAAGUUGAUCUAAAGCAUUUGAAAUGUUUAGUUUGUAGAGCAACUCUAGAAGAACUGGAGAAUGAUGUGCUUAAAGCCAAUCCAAAUAAAUUAGUUGAUGUAGGUAAUUUUAGAAUGGAUGCUGAGGGAAAUGUUGUACGUAGGCAGGUUCCAUUAAGCCAAUCAGAGGUACAUAUCUCAAUUUUGCUAGACAGCAUAUGUGCCAAGCUGAACGAUUAUGUGAGAGCAACAAGAAAAUCGGACAAUAAGUUAGUGAUCUUUAAUCUUAUGUCUCCAUCAGGUGGCAUGAAUCCUAUAAUGAGCGAAGUAAACAUAAUUCAAGAUGGUGAUUUAAACAAGAGCCUCGAGCAUUAUUGCAAUGCUAUAGUAAAUGAAUUUGAGGAAGAUAUAGUGUCAUUAUAUGUUGACAGUGUACAAGAUAAGAAAAAUGAAUUUUGUUCAAAGAUGACAGAUAUCUGCAAUGAAAAUUAUAUUGACGAAGAAGAUUACGAUAGCGAUAAUGAUAUUAGUAAUGACUUUUACCUAGAUAGAGAUGAAUUGUAAAUGCAUUUGGAAUAUUUACACAAAUAUUGAUUAUAUGUAAAAGGAGACAAAUUCAGUGAUUUCUAUUUUAUAAAAAAUUCUAUGAAUAAAUAUGUCAUAUUUUAUUAUUAAAUUGCA